AGUGAGAAGCACACACGGAUCCAAAGUCUCGGGGUGCAGGCAUUACGUAAGGGAUGUUGCUGCUCGCAGGACCGAGGCUCCUCUGUUCGAACGUUCGGCUUAUAUCAUCCACGCGUACAUCGACUUAGAUGUUUUUUCCUGCGACUUCCUUCUCGAAGUAUAUGCGUUACGAGCAUGCACGUUGGCAAGUGUCGAUAAUAACCACUGUGGGUAAAAAACCCAGCGAUUUUACGCUCUCGUGUUUAUCUGUAGUUCAAAGUUCAAGUAUCAAGUCAUGCGAGACGUAAGCGCGAUCGUUGGCUUGUCAUACGUCAAUUGUCCACGCCGGUACGCGACACAGCAAGCUACACAGUGACAUGGUUUUACGAAUAAUACAAUAAAAUAAGCAUUGAAUAGAAAACUCUUAAACGAUACGAGUCAACGACCCUGAAGACGAGGUGCAACGACCAAGAGGCAGACGAGAUUAAAUCUGACGUUUAUUGUGUGAAACAUCGAUGGAACUCCGCAUCGUUUUACUCGCACAUAUCGUGGGUAUUUGCUCGGGGCUGCGCGAGGUGCGCAUGCAAGUACCUACGGCCGUCGAGAAGGGCGGCGCGGCAAUAUUAAACUGCUGGUAUGACCUGGAGGGCGCAACACUUUACGCCGUCAAAUGGUACAAGGAGAGAAGAGAAUUUUAUCGGUUUACCCCUAACGAGAAUCCACCCAUGAAAACCUUUCAUAUUGGAAAUCUUCAAGUUAACAACGAGCAAAGCAAUGCGACUCAGGUAGCACUCGUGGACUUGGAUUUGGACGCCAGCGGACAGUACAGCUGCGAAGUGUCGGCUGACGCACCUUCUUUUCACACCGCAAUUGUCAGCGCAACCAUGAACGUGGCUGAACUACCCGCGAACAGGCCAACGAUUCAUGGAUUACAGAGAAAAUACGCUAUCGGUGAGAGUCUGAGGCUCAACUGCACAUCCGACAGAAGCAAACCGGCGGCGAAUCUCACCUGGUUCGUCAACGAUCGCCAGCCGGCACAUUCGUACGUACGGACGUACAGUCCGCUGGACACGAACGAAUCAGAAUGGCAAAUAUCUCACAUAAGUUUACAGUUUUUGGUGACUGGCGAGCACUUUACUUUGGGUAAGCUGAAAAUCCGUUGCAGCGCAUCUGUCUAUGACAUAUAUUGGCAAAGCACCGAAGUAAGUGCAGAGGAGGAUCGACCCAGAGUUAUUCAAUUAGAGCCGGCAGCGACUAUCGUAGGCAUGAAUUAUCCUCAACCACCGCCAAAUCUACAAACGGGUCAACGAAAACCGGAUGGACAUCUGGACGUGAAAGAUAUCGGAUCCUCCGCGCGGGGACUGCAAGCCUCGCCGAGUUUAAUUAUGGAAUUUCUUGUUUUAAUGAGACUGCUCGUUAAUUGAAACGACAACAAAUACACAGCCAAGCAAAAAUAUUGAUGGAAACGGAAAAAUAAAUAAUACGGAGGGGAAGAAAUAACCGUUCUGUAUGAUAAAAUGCGUGCUUUGGAACUCUUUAUAUAAAUCGACGUGCUUGUAAGAAUCUCGCGAGAUAUAUUUCUUUUAUUUUACCUUAUACAUGGUACUUGUAUGUAUUGUCAGAGGUCCAGGACACCUUCCUUGUAUAUAAUUGCAAUUUAAUGUCCAUCUGAAUUGAGGCAUUGGGGUAGUGUUUCAAUUUUGCUUAUUUCCACCUUCGAUGCUAUCGUUUGUAUCUAUUUUUGUUUACUAGAGAUUUGGUAGAGAGUAGAUGAAGAGACUUCGAAAGGUAACGUUGCAACGAAAGCGGCUAUUAUUCUUCGUUUAAAGUAGUGAAAUUCACUUUUAUUUCGGCAAAUUUCAAUUCCAAUGUAACUUUUGUUAACUUUUAUAAAUUUUAUCGAACACGUAGAAUUAAUGAAUAAGUUGAAUAAAUAAUAGUGACGAAGCGUUGAGGGCAGUUUUGCCAGGUCGGCGAAUGGCCCUUAAACAUUUCAAGUGUAAUAAUGCGAAGUCUGAUUACAAAAAUAUAUUUCAAAAUUCAUACAAUGUUCCGAACGUUUUUUAUUUGUCCCUCGACCCGCAAUACUUUUGAGGCGUGCAGAAGUUUCAUUGAUGAGAAGCAUUUUGAUCUGGUAUUCGCAUAGGGAAGGGGUUCGAUCUUAUUGGAGAAAACAAAGGGCUCGAAGGUGCGAAUUCGGAGGGUUGAAGCUCAUUCCAGUGUCUUAAUACAAUUUCAAGCCGAUUUUCAAAGCUCAUUUUCUGAAAAAAUAAAAAAACGAUUAUAUAAAUAUAUGAAUUUUGAAAAGACA
Venturia canescens is the source of this 2290-nucleotide messenger RNA. RefSeq lists its product as uncharacterized. NCBI's taxonomy places the organism in Eukaryota, Metazoa, Arthropoda, Insecta, Hymenoptera, Ichneumonidae. The transcript is spliced from 6 exons. The record is from RefSeq and is a predicted model, not a curated record. Bases 495 to 1403 code for a protein of 302 amino acids.